This is a messenger RNA of Sphaerodactylus townsendi, 1069 nucleotides long. It is a transcript of the gene STMND1, whose product is annotated as stathmin domain containing 1. The transcript is spliced from 4 exons. Bases 65 to 484 code for a protein of 139 amino acids. The record is from RefSeq and is a predicted model, not a curated record. NCBI's taxonomy places the organism in Eukaryota, Metazoa, Chordata, Lepidosauria, Squamata, Sphaerodactylidae.
ACAGUUUCUGAGAAAGACACGAGGCAGAGUUGGUUGUGUUGCUUCCAGAGGCCACUGUCACACUAUGGGAUGCAGCCCUUCCAGCAGCGCAACUGGUGAGCAGCCAUCAUCCAAGAACAGCAAAGAAACCAACAAGCAGCCUAAAAAGAAUGCACCUGCGGCCACAGUGAGCACCACCUCUCAAAGAGAAUCCGACAGUUCCUAUGAAGAAAGGUCGCCAAGUGUCAUUACAGUAACGCUACCAUCACCCGAAGAAACAAACACUGGACAAAAUACAGGCAUCAGAAGUGGACUUACUAAGAAGCCAAUGGGAUUAGCAGGAAGAGAAAAGAAGAGUUCAGCAGAUAUCUUGACAGAGCUUAGGACACAAGGAAUAAUCAAGAUGACAAGUGGCAUGUCUCAAAACAGACAGGGAGAGGACACCAUGUUGUUGGCUACAGGAAGGCCACCACAGAAGCCACCAGCUAAACUGGAAAAAGCUUGAAAUUAAAAGAGAGAGAAAGAGAACAACUCUAACAAUACAGGAACACGGAGAAGCAAGGUGAACGCGAUUUGAAGAGAGAAAGAAGUCCAUUUAUAUUGCUUGCAGCCUAAGUUAUUGCUAGAGCUCCCAAAAAAUAUGUAUAUUCAAGACUCAUACAUGAAUACUCAUCACAACAUAUCUCCUAAAUCAGGGAAGCAGCUUUUUUUUUUUAAAAAAAAAAUCAAACUCAGAUCUUUCUGCUGUGCAGGAGUUACUUUUAAACAAGUGAAAUGGCUGGGCUGAAAACAAGUUUUACAACCCCUCAUAGCAAACAUACCAAGAAUAGAAAAUAAAGUUGCUGAAUUUUGCGUGAGUCGCACGCACAGAUCUAUUUCAGCCCAGUGGAGAGGCAACAGCAGUUUUAAAAAAAAUAAUCCUAUUUCCAUAUUUUUAAUAUUUUUAAUAUGCUAUCAAUUUGUGGGAGAGGCAGGGUUGGAGGCUGUGCUAUCUGGUACCCUGCAAUGAAGGUUAUUAGAUCUUGUUGAGUCUACAUGUAAACUUGUAUAUGUAUAUUUUCUGCGCAUAAAUAAAUGACUGAUGCCUAAA